AUGACCUCACCGAAAAUGCCUGUGGGUAGUUCGAAAAACGACGAUGCUCUAACCUUAAAAACGAAAAUUACAGAGCUUGAACGUCAAAACAGCGAUUAUAAAACAAAAUUAGAUGAGUUACGACGAGCAAAAGCAACGACAAUGGUUAAAGUAGAAAAAGAAUAUGUCAAUACAAGUAUGCCAGGUUUAAAUCGUCCCGAGAAACCACAACAUUGCGAUAAAUGUGACAAUUAUGAACACAUGUUAGAAACAGAAAAAAGAUCCAAUCAACAAUUGAAAAAAAUGGUUGAACAACAAGAAUUAAAAAAUUUAAACAAAGAAAAACAACAACAAUUACCACAGCUAAGUGAACCAUGUAAAAUGUGUCCGGAUCUAGAACAACUAUUAGAGAUUGAAAAACAGAAUACCAAACAAUUAAAUCAACUAGUACAAAAUGAAAAAGUAGCUACCGAAGAUGAACGAAGUAUGAAAGAGAUGUUGGAUAGUGCAGUUGAAAAUAUGAACGGAAAGGUUAUUGAAACAAAAAAUCUGACCGAAGCAUUAAAAAUUGAAAAUAAAGAUUUUAAAAAUGCUAUUAAAUUAAUGCAAGAGCAACUACAUGAAAAAAUGGAUGAUUUAUGGAAGAAAGAAGAAGAAGCAAAAAAACAAAUUGCCGCAUGGGAAAAAAUCUAUCGCGAAUGGAUGACCAAUGUGGACCGACGUGUGGAUAAUUAA
Messenger RNA from Didymodactylos carnosus, 714 nucleotides. The record is from the annotation of a GenBank genome assembly. Lineage: Eukaryota; Metazoa; Rotifera; Eurotatoria; Philodinida; Philodinidae.